AUGGCCGGCCCUAAAACAGCCCCUUCGGCGUCGCCUAACGCUGUCCAGUCUCUACUCAAGGCUUACAGGGAGACCACGUCCUCCCGUCUCAAGCUCAUCGACUCCUUCCUAUUGUUCCUCAUGCUAUCUGGGGUCAUUCAGUUCAUCUACUGCAUCCUCGUCACAAACUUCCCGUUCAACGCGUUCCUUGCGGGCUUUGGAAGCUGCGUCGGACAAUUUGUCUUGACGGCUUCACUACGAUCCCAGGUCAACCCAGCAAACCGGUCGGAGUUUAAAGAGGUGUCUCCAGAGCGGGCCUUUGCAGACUUCGCCCUCGGUUCCAUUGUCUUACACUUCUUUGUAUACAACUUCCUCGGAUGA
Messenger RNA from Fibroporia radiculosa, 360 nucleotides. RefSeq lists its product as uncharacterized. Lineage: Eukaryota; Fungi; Basidiomycota; Agaricomycetes; Polyporales; Fibroporiaceae. The coding region runs from base 1 to 360 and encodes 119 amino acids. The record is from RefSeq and is a predicted model, not a curated record. Gene Ontology annotation, biological process: protein N-linked glycosylation. The transcript is spliced from 3 exons. Gene Ontology annotation, cellular component: membrane; oligosaccharyltransferase complex.